This is a messenger RNA of Peniophora sp. CBMAI 1063, 2010 nucleotides long. Lineage: Eukaryota; Fungi; Basidiomycota; Agaricomycetes; Russulales; Peniophoraceae. The record is from the annotation of a GenBank genome assembly.
AUGGUGAUGAGGGGAAUGAAUAAGGGCAAGAAUAAACGGCAGAGGAAAGAGGACAACAGUCGCCAUUUCCUAGCGCCCAGAGGCCGACUUCCUCGAGGGUCAUCGUAUACAGAUCUAUCUCUCCAAAGUGUGACAGCCACGAGUCGCAGUCUUGUUCUCGAUUUGGGCAAGGCGAUCUUCCAGUUUCAGUUCUUAACCCACACGAACAUCCAGUUCUACACCCCCGAAAACUGGGAGGCCGUGAAGGAGACUCCAAGAUUCAAGUAUGGGACCUCGUCCGAACAGCGAAUGAUCACCUUUCAUGUUGCCAUUGCGUUCGACUUUGGGGAUUUCGUCCUCUCUUUCAAUAGUCACGAUCUUGUCUUCUUGCCGACAUGGACGACUGUUGCAGAUGCGGCGGCCGGCAAGCUGAACCAUACCGAUACACUCGACAUGGUCAAUGACUUCGAUGGAUACCUUGAGCACAUUGCGGAUUGGCUAUCGACUGUGUAUCCGCUCCUGCCCGACCGCACCAAGGAAAAAAGUAUGUAUAAGUUCAUGCGCGACGAGGCCACACUGUUCUCUGGGAUUGGCGUGUAUUCGAGAUCCGAGAUCUUCAUCCGGAGCGGUGUGUCGCCCGAGAUGACUUUGUGUGAGGUUGUCGAGAAUAGAAGCCGCUUUUACAGGAUCAUCCUGUCGACACUCGAAUUCAAGCUAUUGGUCGACAGACUGUGGCUCGAUUUCGUCCUUCCUGUCAUCCGCAAUGAUCUGGUAGCACCGACGGAUGAUGAACGGGGUCGGUUCACAGCGAGCUUGCUCUGUCAUGCGCAGGACGUGGUCAAAGCGCCCGAGCGGUUUCGUGCGGCGGUCGAGCGCUACAAUAAGGAGCUGGAGGUUGUGCCAUCUCUUGAUACUGGCGAGUCAUCAUCUAUCGAGAGCUCAUCUUCUUUGGGCAAGGGAGAUCUGAGUGAAGUCGAAGAAGAGGAAGUCUUUCAAGAUAUCGAAGAGGUCGACGUGCACGCAUCCGAUUUCUCCAGUUACGAUCCUGUUGAGCCCAUGUUCUUUGUUAACGCUCUACGUCUGGCCCCCGAGUUCGGUCCCGCCAUCUUCGGGGUCGAAUAUUGGGCUCUCCAUCUCCAGGAGCUGGGCCCUUGCACAACUCGAGAUCACAAUCCGGUGGUUAACGCUGACAUUCAGAGCGGUGCAUUCUACUCUGGAUCUCAUGUUAUUGACACGAGUCGACUUGAUACUCUUGUUCUCCCGACGCAUCUCAUGAAAAAGGCGCACAUUCCCAAUGGUUUGUACAACUUUACCGACUCUGACAAGAUCUGGACGCCGCUUACGAUCCUUAGUGGCUGGCCCAAGAAGAACAUCAAGGCGUUCUUUUUCAAAACCAUUGUGCGCACGAAAAAUAUCGUGGUCAUUGGCAUCCUCGAGUUCUCGGGAAAUGCGGUCGCCAUUCGUAGAGCAGGCCCUGUCAAGCGCAAGAAUCAGUACCUUGCCAUUCCCUCGCGCGGUGUCAUUCCGUCACCCGAAUACAUUGGAUACUCUACUGCUGAGCGUAACUUGAUCUCCUCGAUAAAGAAGGUUGAUGCAAAGUACAUCGCGAAGGGCGAUGGCGAUGCAAAGGGUAAGGGCAGGGCUAAGGUGUCACUUGCCAGGGAAGCCCUCCGGGUCAGACAGUCUGCGAAGCAGGCCUUCCAGGAGAUGUGGGUCGACAGGUUUGGCUGGGACAGUGUUCCCAAUCACAACGACGAACUCAGCGAGCUAUCGAGUUCUGCUCCAGGCUCCCCUCCUGCAACAGAUACAGAUAUCGAAAGCGCAGAUGUCUCUCGUGCGGCGACACCCCCUCCUGAUCAAGAACCCUCCUCCUCUGCUCGUGGACAUAAACGCAUCCGCUCUGACCAAGCGCUCAUCCGCGAUACAACUGCAGUCUUGGAGGAGAAUACGAAACGCGCACGGAGGGAUCGGGGAAUUGGGAUGAUUAGGAGUGUACAUCCGCUUGAUGAUAUUUUGAAGGAUCUCAAAUAG